Carlito syrichta (Philippine tarsier) is the source of this 3153-nucleotide messenger RNA. Its product is annotated as HEAT repeat-containing protein 5A. The transcript is spliced from 17 exons. Bases 1 to 3102 code for a protein of 1033 amino acids. Gene Ontology annotation, biological process: endocytosis; retrograde transport, endosome to Golgi; intracellular protein localization. Lineage: Eukaryota; Metazoa; Chordata; Mammalia; Primates; Tarsiidae. Gene Ontology annotation, cellular component: Golgi apparatus; membrane; endocytic vesicle. The record is from RefSeq and is a predicted model, not a curated record.
AUGCCCCGAAAUGGUCCAGGUAACAGUACUUCAAUUUCUACCUUAAGGACUUCCUGUCUGUUGGGUUGUGCAGUGAUGCAAGAUAACCUAGACUGCCUUGUUCAAGCUCAGUCCAUCUCUUGCCUUCAGCAGCUUCAUAUGUUUGCUCCACGACAUGUCAACUUGUCUGGCCUUGUUAGCUGCCUCUGUGUGAAUCUUUGUAGCCCCUACUUGUUACUAAGAAGAGCAGUAUUGGCUUGUUUGCGUCAACUUGUACAGAGAGAAGCAGCUGAAGUUUCAGAACAUGCUGUUAUGCUUGCUAAGGAUCGCAGAGAGGAAUUGACUCCAGAUGUUAACAUCAGAGAAGUUGGCCUUGAAGGGGCAUUAUUGACCCUACUAGACAAAGAAACAGAUCAUAUACUAUGCCAUGAUAUCAAAGAGACUUUAAAUCAUAUGCUCACAUCUAUGGCAGUGGAAAAACUCUCCCUUUGGUUAAAGCUUUGUAAAGAUGUACUUGCUGCAUCAGCUGAUUUUACAACUGUAGCUUGUGUGGAUACGAUGCAAGAGGAAGAAGGAGAUAAAGGGGAUGAUGCCUCAGUCCUGACAACCAGAAAUGAUGAAAAAUUCCAUCCUUUUACCAACCCCCGGUGGGCGACUAGAGUCUUUGCUGCCGAGUGUGUCUGUAGGAUAAUUAACCAGUGUGAGAAUGCGAACAUCGCACAUUUUGACAUUGCUUUAGCACAAGAAAUGAAAAAAAGGGAUUCAAGAAAUGACUUCUUGGUGCUGCAUCUUGCUGACUUAAUUCGUAUGGCUUUUAUGGCUGCCACAGAUCAUAGUAACAAGCUCCGUCUUUCUGGCCUCGAAACACUGUUGGUUGUUAUUCGGCGAUUUGCAACUAUUCCAGAACCAGAGUUUCCAGGUCAUGUGAUUCUGGAACAGUAUCAAGCCAAUGUAGGAGCAGCACUUAGACCAGCCUUCACUUCAGAAACGCCACCUGAUAUCACUGCUAAAGCAUGUCAGGUUUGCAGUGCCUGGAUAGCAAGUGGAGUUGUAAGUGACCUUAAUGAUCUCCGAAGAGUUCAUCAGUUGCUUGUUUCGUCAUUAACAAAAAUACAGGCUGGAAAAGAAGCUUUAAGUCACUUAUAUAAUGAAAGUGCUUCUACCAUGGAGAUCUUAGCUGUGCUUAAAGCCUGGGCAGAGGUCUACAUAAUUGCUGUACAAAGACAUAAAAAUUAUAAACAACCUUUGAAGACUGCCACCUGUGUUGAAGAAAGUAUCAGAAAUGAAUCAUAUUCGUCAGAUGGAUUGCUUGACUUGGUUUACACAGAUCUUGGCACACUAAGUAGACUCUGGCUUGCUGCACUUCAGGAUUUUGCUCUCUUAACUUUGCCCUCAGAAUUUGCCUCCCAACUUCCUGCUGAAGGUGGUGCUUUCUAUACAGCAGAGACCAGUGAAAAUGCAAAAUUGCACUAUUGCAGCUCCUGGGCGCUUAUUCUCCAUGCUGCAGCAUUGUGGCUCACAAGCACAGGCUUUGUUGUUGCUGACCCAGAUGAAGGAGCAUCUAAUCUCUCAAGGCCUGUUACACCAACUUCCAUGUGUCAGGGAUCUUCAUCUGGGGCUACAGUAAAGUCCCCUGAGGAUGUCUGCACUGAUAGGUUCCAUCUUAUUUUAGGAAUCAGCGUGGAAUUUCUAUGUUCCUUACGCUCAGAUGCAUCCAUGGAAAGCAUUACUGCUUGUUUACAUGCAUUGCAGGCACUUCUAGAUGUUCCUUGGCCCAGAUCCAAAAUUGGCAGUGAUCAGGACUUGGGCAUAGAGUUAUUGAAUGUGUUACAUCGAGUAAUUCUGACCAGAGAAUCACCUUCCAUUCAAUUGGCUUCACUUGAAGUGGUAAGGCAGAUUAUCUGUGCUGCUCAAGAACACGUGAAGGAGAAAAGGCGAAGUGCAGAAGUUGAUGAUGGGGCUGCUGAAAAGGAAACCUUGCCAGAGUUUGGAGAGGGAAAGGACACAGGAGGACUUGUUCCUGGGAAGUCUUUGGUCUUUGCAACACUGGAAUUAUGUGUAUGCAUUCUAGUUAGACAACUCCCAGAACUAAAUCCUAAACUGACAGGUAGCUCCGUAGUAAAAGCUACAAAACCACAGAUGCUAUCAGAAGAUGGAAGUCAGUUGGUUUCAGCUGCAUUGGUUAUCCUCUCUGAACUUCCUGCAGUGUGCUCUCCUGAAGGAAGCAUCUCAAUUCUCCCUACUAUAUUGUACCUCACAAUUGGGGUUCUCAGAGAGACUGCUGUGAAGUUACCUGGGGGCCAGUUAUCUUCAACAGUCGCAGCCUCCCUACAGGCUCUAAAAGGAAUACUGUCGUCUCCCAUGGCCCGAGCCGAAAAGAGCCAUACUGCUUGGACUGACCUUCUCCAGAGUGCUUUAACAACAAUUCUUGACUGUUGGAACCCAGUUGAUGGAAAACAUCAAGAACUUGAUGAAGUCAGUCUGCUUACUGCUAUCACGAUAUUUAUUUUAUCUACCAGUCCGGAAGUAACUACCAUCCCAUGCCUUCAAAAGCGCUGUAUUGAUAAAUUUAAAGUUGCUCUUCAGAUAAAAGAUCCCAUGGUACAAAUCAAGACCUAUCAACUCCUACAUUCCAUUUUUCAGUAUCCGAAUCCAGUUGUUUCCUACCCAUACAUUUACUCUUUAGCAUCCUCUCUUGUGGAAAAACUGCAGGAAAUAGACAAGAGAAAACCUGAAAACACUACUGAGCUUCAGAUCUUUCAAGAAGGCAUAAAAGUCUUGGAAGCACUGGUUACUGUCGCUGAAGAGCAGCAUCGUGCUCAGCUGGUGGCCUGCCUUUUGCCCAUCCUCAUUUCCUUCCUUUUGGAUGAAACUGCUCUGGGAUCAGCAACUUCCAUAAUGCGAAAUUUACAUGACUUUGCUUUGCAAAAUCUCAUGCAGAUUGGACCUCAGUAUUCCUCGGUUUUCAAAAGUUUGAUGGCUGCUUCUCCAGCCCUGAAAGCCCGCCUUGAGGCUGCUAUUAAGGGCAAUCAGGAAAGUGUCAGAGUCAAGAUACCAACAUCUAAACGUACUAAGAACCUUGGAAAGAAUUCAAGCAUCCAAUUGAAGACAAAUUUCCUCUGAUGUUAUUUUUUUGAAAUAGUAAGCACCUUAAUAUAAUACUUGAUCAGUUCC